Cuscuta epithymum is the source of this 419-nucleotide messenger RNA. NCBI's taxonomy places the organism in Eukaryota, Viridiplantae, Streptophyta, Magnoliopsida, Solanales, Convolvulaceae. The record is from the annotation of a GenBank genome assembly.
GGACCUGUCCUCGAGGAGCCUGAUUGGAGCCGGUGAACGACGGGAUGGGCUAUUUUAUUUCAGACGGGUACCGGCCUUGCAUCAUGUUCAGACAUCCUUGGGAAUCUCGGCGUUUGAAUUGUGGCAUCGUCGUAUGGGCCAUCCUUCUGAUAGGGUAUUAAAGUUAUUACCUGCAUUUAAUUCUAGUUCGUCGCAGAAAAAGUUGAAUAAGGCUUGUGAAGUGUGUCCGCAAGCCAAGCAAGCACGUGAUUCUUUUCCUAGUAGUACUCACAAAGCUAGUGGAAUUAUUGAACUUGUUCAUUGUGAUUUGUGGGGUCCGUAUAAAACCCCAUCUACAUGUGAUGCUAUUUAUUUUCUCACCUUUGUGGAUGAUUUUUCCCGUGCUGUUUGGGUUUAUUUACUGCGUGACAAGAAGGAGG